Clavispora lusitaniae ATCC 42720 is the source of this 939-nucleotide messenger RNA. RefSeq names its product spermine synthase. NCBI's taxonomy places the organism in Eukaryota, Fungi, Ascomycota, Pichiomycetes, Serinales, Metschnikowiaceae. Gene Ontology annotation, molecular function: catalytic activity. The record is from RefSeq and is a predicted model, not a curated record.
AUGGUAUUAGACUUGGCCACAUUCAGCCAUCCUGCAGUUUCUCAGAUCCAGGGAAAGUACUGGUUUCACGAGAAUAGUGAGGAUGCCUUUCCUGGGCAAAUGUUUGGGCUUGAAAUCAAACAGCUUCUCCACCACUCCAAAAGCGAAUUUCAGGACAUUCUAAUUUUCGAGUCAAAAACGUUUGGGAAUGUCCUUGUGCUUAACGGAAUUGUCCAGUGUACAGAAAAGGAUGAGUUUGCAUACCAAGAGGUUAUAACCCACAUUCCUGUAAUGAGUCAUCCCAGCCCAAAGAAUGUGUUGGUCAUUGGAGGUGGAGAUUGUGGUGUUGUGCGGGAGUUGGUGAAACAGUUGGACAUUAGUGGUGUGGAAUGCAUUACCAUGGUUGAAAUUGACCGUCAAGUGAUCGACUUGAGUGUGAAAUAUUUGCCUGAAAUGGCAAAGUUCCACAACCACCCCAAGGUGAAUAUUGUUAUCGAAGACGGAUUCAAAUUUUUGCAGAAGCUAGGCUCUUUGGAAGAAUCUGACAAGUACGACGUGAUCAUUACAGAUUCUUCUGACCCUGAAGGUCCAGCGGAGGAAUUUUUCGAGGUGAACUAUUUCUCAUUAUUGAAAAAUGCCACCAAGAACGAUGGCGUGGUUAUCAUGCAAAGCAGCGAAAAUAUCUGGUUGAAAAUAGACUACUUGGCUGAGCUCAAGAGCAAGGCUAAUCGUGUUUUCCCUAACGUGGCUUACUGCCAGUGUUACAUGCCUUCAUACACCAGUGGCCAGUUGGGACUUAUUGUGGCUUCGAGCGAUACGACUAAAAAUUUUGCAAAGCCAUUGAGAACCAUUGCCACGGAUAAGGAAGCACAAGUUUUCAAGUACUACAAUGCAAAAGUGCACGAAGCUGCGUUCGUCUUGCCUACUUGGGCAGACGAAAUUGUUAACCAGCGGAAAUAA